Aaosphaeria arxii CBS 175.79 is the source of this 2496-nucleotide messenger RNA. Its product is annotated as glycoside hydrolase family 85 protein. Lineage: Eukaryota; Fungi; Ascomycota; Dothideomycetes; Pleosporales. The transcript is spliced from 2 exons. Gene Ontology annotation, molecular function: mannosyl-glycoprotein endo-beta-N-acetylglucosaminidase activity. Gene Ontology annotation, cellular component: cytoplasm. The coding region runs from base 309 to 2450 and encodes 713 amino acids. Gene Ontology annotation, biological process: protein deglycosylation. The record is from RefSeq and is a predicted model, not a curated record.
ACAACAUCGGCGUCCGAAAGGGAACCAUACAGGUGGCUGUGCCAUAUGUAUUCUUUUCAUAAUUAUAGCAGAUUACUCCCUCUGAAUGAUCAGGCCUGCUGCUGAGAACUACACAGCGCUCCGCCGCUCCCAUCGUCAGUUUCGCUAUUGUGGAUCUCCGACUAAUUACGUAUUUCUUCCGCUCGGCCCUGUAUGUACAUGUACUUGUACUUGCCUGUACACCCUCGCUUCAAUCCGUAGAUCCGCAUUACGUGUAAGCCUGUCCAUAUAGGAGGGUUAGGGUAACUCAGAACGUCUUAAGAUUCAUCAUGGCGAACGUGCUGGGAUGGAAAGAUAUUCUAAGGCCCAUCAGGGACGGGUACCGCCAUUUGUUCCCCUCUCCUGACACAGGACCGACUCCGGAGGAGCGAGAGAGGCAGCGCCUUUUAGAUAGCAUUCGCGGAUUUACCUAUUUUGAUAACUUCGAACAACUCAAAAGCUGGACCGAACAGAGCACAGAUCCAAUCCAUAGAGCGAACACCCCUUUACUUCGCCGCUCAGUGAUUGCAGAGUCUUCUGGAUUGGGAACAGCUAGCAUUGUGUUGUGUCAUGACUAUUCGGGCAAUUAUCACACGUACGAAGGAGUCGAGCAAACGGCAGUAGACGAGGAGAGAUAUUCAUGCGAAUAUCUCGAUUAUGUCGAUACCUUUAUCUACUUUUCGCAUAAACUUGCUUGCGUGCCCCCACCUACAUGGACGAAUACUCUACAUCGUAACGGGGUACAGGUGCUGGGAACAUUUUUGAUCGAGCCGCAAACCCAGCAUACGAAAGAGCUGUUGCAUUACAUUCUUACUACUAAUUCCGGUAUUGGUGGUAUCCACUUUCCAUUGGCGAGUAAACUCGCAGCCAUUGCAAAGCAUUAUGGAUUCGACGGGUGGCUUGUGAACAUCGAGAAGCCAUUUGACAGACAAGACUGGGAUGUAAAUCUACUCGAAGCGUUCCUCAAACAGUUGAGAAAUGAGCUGAUACCGGAGAGAAAACUCAUUUGGUAUGAUGCUAUCACUAUAUCAAACAAAGUCGAUUACCAGAACGCACUCAGCAGUCAAAACGUGCUAUUUACCCAGGCUUGCGGCAACAUAUUGACGAAUUAUUGUUGGAAAGAGCGUGAUGCGUUGCAAUCCAAGGAACUGGCAAAUCAAAGUGGACUCUCUUCUCGAAGCAUUUCUUUAGGUAUCGAUGUCUGGGCACAGAACCCAAGCAGCUUCGCGCAUCCCAGAGUGACCUACCCCGAAGACAAAGGAGGAGGUACCAACACUGGGCUUGCUGCUCGCAAACUUGCGCAAAUCGGUUUAUCCAUAGGUAUCUUUGCCCCUGCCUGGACGUUCGAGCAUUUUCCCGGAAACGGCCGCCUGGUCGAGCGGAUGGUAUGGGAAGGCAGAGGAAGUUUGAAUGGCAUCAAUUGCUCCUGUGGAAAUGCGAAUGUUCGCCACCCUCCAAAUCGACACCACCCCAUUGCCCGCUAUGCACAGAUGUACGCUGCAGGAGGGGAGCAUUUCUUCUACACAGACUUUAGCCGGGCCUUUGGAACCCACGAUGAAAGAGCUAGCAGACACUUAUACAGUGGGAAACAACUCCAUUCGCAAGUGGGGUCACAAUCCGUUUUACCACCAAAGUUGCGAUCUGAUGCGGGCGAGGAUCAAAUAGAAAGUGAGACCAACGUCUUGUCUCAUCAGCUCGUGGACGUCUCAUAUCAAACGCAACUUGAAGUGGUAGUGCAAAGCAAAGGCUUGGAUACUUGCUCCUCGGGCUCAAUAUUGGAAAGAUGGCUACCUUUAUUCAGAUUCGACAUGCCGGCUGAUGGGACGUUGGACAUAAAAAUUACCUACCAAACCUCAUUUUCCAGAAGUGAUGCAAAAGUAAGCUUCUACUUAAGCUUCGAUGAAGGUAUAGAGCAUCUAAAUAUCUGCAAAGAUCAUACUCAACAAUUCAUCAAGGCAAGGGUAAAACUACAAAGCCAUGACCAAUGCCGGCUCAAAGGAUUGGGUGUCUAUCUGCAGAGUCCAGUGAUAUCGGACGAGGCGGAAGUGGUACGCCUGCUUUCAAUAUGCAUCUCAUUAAACAGUACAAAAGUGUCGCACAUCCAACCUAGCAUAGAGAAUGUUCAUGUACAAACGCGAGGGCUAGGUGAAACGAAACAUACUCGACUGUGUUGGGAGUAUCGUUCACCAGGGACUAUAAGUGAACCAUAUUCGCUACCGUAUAGUGAAAUUACGGGGCCAUGUUCUCACUUCCUGAUCAAAAUUGAUGGAAUGAUCGUGGGCAAAGCAUAUGCAUUGGAGCACCCGCUAGGUGAGUCCAUACUGGCUCUGAUGGCAGAUCAAGCAGUUGCUGUUUCGGUUUCUGGGAUAGGAUUUGAUGGCGAAGUUAUUUCAGAAGUGAGUGAUUUCUUACCUCCAAUUCCAUUAAGCUAGAAACAGCUAAAUUCAGUUCUAAAGAAUACCUUUCGAUCUAUCGAAG